This is a messenger RNA of Aricia agestis (brown argus), 3990 nucleotides long. It is a transcript of the gene RecQ4, whose product is annotated as ATP-dependent DNA helicase Q4. The coding region runs from base 86 to 3952 and encodes 1288 amino acids. NCBI's taxonomy places the organism in Eukaryota, Metazoa, Arthropoda, Insecta, Lepidoptera, Lycaenidae. The transcript has a single exon. The record is from RefSeq and is a predicted model, not a curated record. Gene Ontology annotation, molecular function: nucleic acid binding; zinc ion binding; four-way junction helicase activity. Gene Ontology annotation, biological process: DNA replication; double-strand break repair via homologous recombination. Gene Ontology annotation, cellular component: nucleus; cytoplasm; chromosome.
UCCUAUUUUGGCGGGUGAAACUAUUUUUAUCAGUAUAAUAACUAGAAAAUUGACUUUUAUUUUCCAAAAUUAGAAAAACUAUAAAAUGGAUGUUAUAGAAUCAAUAAAAAGGGAUAAAGCUUAUCUAAAAUGUAAACAAAUUGUGAAAAGUUGGGAAAACGAUUUCAAAAAUAAACACUCCAGAACACCAUCUAAGUUUGAUAUCAAAGAAGCACCAUCAAAAAUUAAAUACGCCUAUAAGAAAUAUUUUCAUCUUAAAAGUGCUGCACUAGAAAGUUCGUUAUCAAUCUGUGACUUAGAAGAAGAUUGUAUUGGUUCUCCCGAACCCGCACAAAAUUUUGAAAUCCCUUUCGAUAUUGCACAAACUCCAGGAGAGGAAAUAGCAAUACCGGAACUGCCAAGUGCUAGCCAGCUGGAUAAGUUACUUUCUGCUUCUAAAUCUCAGAAGAAAGUAGAAUCUGCCAGUCCUUUCACUGAAAAUUUAUCGAAAAAGCUGUUUCAUAACCGAAAGUUUUCUAUUCGGAACCCUAGAAAAUUAACAGUUAAUAAAGAAAAAUCUUUUUCUAAUAAUAGUCUAGUUGUAUCAAAGAACAAUAUAGACAGUGAUUUUUCCUCACAAAUAGAUAAUGAUAAUAGCACAAUAAUUUCUGCUAAGCUAGAUGCUGAUAUUUUAUUUAAGCAUAAUGAUGACAAACACAUAAAUUUGUGUGAUCGUGAUUUAUGUGGUAAAAGUUUGGAUAGUGAUGACAGUAAACUAUUACCUGUGAAACCUUAUUUUUCAAGUAAUUCAAAAUUUGAUGACCUAUCUAAUACACCUACAAGACACAUAGAUUCAAAAUGGAUUGAGCGGGCUACAGGUAGUGUUAACGAAAGUGUCUGUAUUGAUAACAAAAUUGAUAAUGCAACACAAUCAUUUGGAUUAGGUAAUGUAACUUUACUGAAAACUGUCGAAAAAAUAGAGGAUUUUGUAGAAAACAGUGAUUCAGAAGAUGAUAUUGUAUUAAGUAAGUUAAAACCUGCUUUAAAAAAACGCAAGGUGGACAAACCUAUUGGUGCAAGUGAUGACAGACAUUUAGGUACAGAUACAAUUAGUAAGGACAUACAAAUAAGCAAGGGAAAAGGUUCUAAAAAAUCAAAAGUAAGCCCUAAACAAAAACCAAAACAGUCCAAGAAAUCCAAAGAAAUAAAAGAUGAUAUUUCCAAUUAUGCACCUCCUGAUAUAACAGAAUUUAUACCUUUUGGUCUAAAAGAAAAUGUAACUCCACGGCAUGAAAACAUUGCAGAUAUAUUGAAAACUGUAAAAACAUUGACCACAAACACAGAACAGCUAUCAUGUGAUAAGGAAUAUAGUAGAUUAGAAGAUAAAAUCAAGAAUGGUACACUAAAUGAAAAUUUUGUCAAAAUAAACAUUGAGAAAAAAGUUUUUGUAAGGGGAAAGAAAAAUUUGAAUUAUUCAAAAUAUAAAAAGAAAUUGUGGAAAGAUAAAAAAGCACUUCAUGGUGGGAUGGAAUUUCCAGAGGGUGGAAAAAUUACUUGCUUUAAAUGUAGUUCUGAUGGACACAUGGCAAGGUAUUGUACUGCUCAAAAAGAAAAUGCACUUCUUCCUUUAGAUAAUUAUCAGGAAAAUACACUACCAACCCUGGAAGAUAUGCAAGCAAUUGUUAACAAAGAAACAGAUAAUACUCUUACUGUUGAACAACUCCAAGUAGUUGUGCAUCAAACAAGCAAGGUGCCAGACAAUGUUUUGAAGCUAUUAGCUGAGGCUCCAAGCAGUGACAAUAUAAAACCAAUAUAUGACCUAGCUCAUCAAGAUAACUCCGAGUUGUAUGAAGCUCUCAGUAAAUUUAAUCACACUGCAUUCCGUCCAGGUCAAGAACAUGCAAUUAAAAGGAUUUUGUGUGGCAUGUCUACAUUGCUUAUACUGUCCACAGGAGGUGGUAAAUCUUUGUGUUAUCAGCUGCCUGCUUAUAUUUAUAGUCAACAUUAUAAAUGUGUAACAUUAGUUAUAUCACCCCUUGUUUCCUUGAUGGAAGACCAAGUUUUAAAUAUGCCAGAGUUUCUUAAAGCUGGAUGCCUACAUACUAAUCAACAACCUACACAGAGGCGCAAGAUUAUAGAAUGUUUAAAGAAUGGAGAAAUUAAUAUUCUUUUGAUUUCACCAGAGGCUUUGAUUGCUGGUGACACAUCAAAUGGAUUUACUGGGUUGUUUAAGUCACUUCCCCCAAUUGCAUUUGCUUGUAUUGAUGAAGCACACUGUGUUUCACAAUGGAGUCAUAACUUCAGACCUAGUUAUCUAAUGAUCUGUAGAGUAUUAAGAGAAAAAUUAAAUGUUAAAUGUAUCCUUGGUCUUACUGCUACGGCAAGUCAACCUGCUAUUAAAAGUAUAAUAGACCAUAUUAAUGUGCCCGAUGGCUUAAAUGGAGUUCUUACUAAUCCAACUUUACCAGACAACCUAUACUUAUCAAUGUCUUUUGAAAAAGACAAGGACAAAGCUUUAGUAUCUUUACUUACUACAGAAAAAAUAAGCAUGUUUAACUCUAUAAUAGUGUAUUGUAUCAGAAGAAAUGAAUGUGAAAGAGUUGCAGCAAUAGUGAGGUCAUGUCUAUCCCAACCAGGAAAAGUGAGUAUGGAGAAACAAAACAACAAGCGCAAGAGAAUGUCAUAUAUUGCGGAAGCUUAUCAUGCUGGUAUGUCUGCUGCUCAAAGGAAAAAAAUUCAAAAACAUUUUAUGGAUGGAACCCUCAAAAUAAUAGUAGCGACAGUUGCAUUUGGUAUGGGUAUAAACAAAUCAGAUAUAAGAUGUAUAAUACAUUACAACAUGCCACCUAGUUUUGAAUCAUAUGUGCAAGAGGUUGGAAGAGCUGGUAGGGAUGGGCAUCCUGCAUUUUGCCAUGUUUUCCUAAACAAUAGCAGCUGUGACAAAGAUGAACUGCUCAAACACAUCUAUGCUAACUCUAUUGAUAGACCUGUGAUAAGAAAGCUUAUACAAAAGGUAUUCAUACCAUGUAAAUGCAAAUCUGAUAAAGUUGCUGAAAAAAAUAGAUGUAAUGGUCAUGAGGUGGGAAUUCCUAUUGACGAAACAGUGGAAGAAUUAGAUUUACCAUCUGAAAAUAUUGCAACCUUACUUUGUUAUGUUGAACUUCACCACAAGCAUUACAUCAAAGUACUUAAUAAUGCAUAUGUGACAUGUAAAAUUUCAUCUUAUGGUGGACCACAAAAGUUACAUGAGGCUGCUAAAUCUUGUCCUCCUCUUGCAAUGGCAUAUCUGAUAGAGGGUAAGAGAAAUCCCGAUGUUAUGAAAAAUAGUUUAUUAGAAUUUAAUAUUAUUGAAGUUGCAGCUGCUGUAGGUUGGGACAGUGGGAUGGCUAAAUAUCAUUUAAAAAAUUUAGAAUGGACAUCAACUGGUGGAGUGCCCCAAAGAUCACAUUUAAAAGUUGAGUUUAACACACUUGGAUUUAGGAUUAAAGCACCUGGAGAUUUGUCUGCAGCAGAACUUGACUCGAUGUUAGAUGACCUGCAUGCUAAUGUUAUUUUACAAGAGAAGGUUAUGUUAUACCAAUUAGAAGAAAUAACCAAGUCUUUUACAAAACUUUGCAAAAAACCUUGCGACUACAUUGACUUCUCAGAAGAGAAUGUGAAACAAGAAUCUGAUGAGUUAAAAAAUGUAAUAAACAGCUAUUUUCAAAGAGAAAGUUACUUCCCUGAAAAUGUUGCUAUACAAGAAAGGCCAUUGGAUGUUGAAAGAGUUACUGCAGAUGUAAGAGCUCUGAUCGUUAUGUAUAAGGAUUGUAAGUUUACAGGACGCAGUGUUGCCAGAAUAUUUCAGGGAAUCUCGUCACCAAAUUAUCCAGCAUUAGUUUGGGGCAAAUGUAGGUUUUGGAGAUCUCAUUUGAAUGAAGAUUUUUAUGGCAUAGUAAAAAUUGCUACACAGCAAAUUAUACAAAUGAAAUAAUUUUGUACUUAAAUCAAUUGUUAUAUAUUACUUAUAAU